This is a messenger RNA of Cuscuta epithymum, 959 nucleotides long. The record is from the annotation of a GenBank genome assembly. NCBI's taxonomy places the organism in Eukaryota, Viridiplantae, Streptophyta, Magnoliopsida, Solanales, Convolvulaceae.
GGGACCUGAGUAUCAAUCAAUUGCGGGCACCAUCUCUCUUUUUCCUGAAAAUUUCCCCCCAGAUAUUCUCCACCCUAGAUUGAUGGAGGCCGAACAACUCAUCCUUUUUCAGCGGCAACACGAGUCUUCUCAGCUCCAGCCGGCCUUUGGAGCUCAGGUUGGUAAUGCUCAGCAAGUGCAGGUCGGCCAACCGCCUGCUCAUGGUGCUUACCGCGGCAGAGGAGGCCGCGGCAGAGGCGGCCGCGGAAGAGGGGGCCGCGGCAGAGGUCGGUUUCCACCCAACCAGGCCUACGGGCAGCACACAGGACAGCCGCAAGGGUAUGGUCAGCAGGCCCCACCGUAUCACGGACAGCAGCCGGCACAUCCGUUCUUGCCCGCAGGGGGUGCCUCUACUCUGAGACCUCAAAAUGCUCCAUCUGGUUUCUCAUCAACUGAGGGUAUUCUUGGUUCAGUCCCUUCCCCAGUUGUGUGUCAAAUUUGUUUCUCUGCAGGUCAUUCUGCUCUGCACUGUCCGUCCCGUUUUUCUGCUUCUUCUGCACCGGCCUUGGUUGCUCCCAGUGGGGAAUCUAAUGAUGCUUUGUGGUAUCCCGACUCCGGAGCUUCUGCUCAUAUGACAUCGUCAGAAGGUAUUUUGUCAAAUAAAUCUCCUUACUCUGGCACCAUGUCUGUUAGUGUUGCAAAUGGUAUUAAACUUCCAAUUGCUAAUAUUGGUGAUAUUUCAUUAAAUACUCCUACUCGCCCAUUGUCAUUAAAAUCUGUGUUUCAUGUGCCUCAAAUUAAAUUUAAUUUAAUUUCCAUUCAAAAAUUGUGUGCUGAUAACAACUGUGUUGCAAUUUUUGAUAAAAACUCUUUUUUUGUUAAGGACAAAAUUUCGGGGGCAGUUCUUCUUCAGGCGCGUCAUAAUGGCCAUCUAUACCCUGUCAGCCUCAGUCCUCCAGCACCUCUAGCUUUAGCUUCCG